CAACGCAGUUUAAGCACAGACAAACUAAUGGAGGAAUAAGGAGAGGAACAAAAAUGAUCCGCUUUUUAUAGGAUGCAGUGAUGUUUCAAGUAGAGAUUUGUCAAAAGGUUUCUAAAUUAAAUUGUUAGUUGACCUUAAAGACGGCGACAAGUUCAAAGGUUAAGGAUCUGGGAAAGGCAGUACAGUUAGAAGAAUGUCGCAGUGGCGUUGUGCUUUAGUUGGGAUGCAGUGAUGGGAAGAGGGAGAUGGGAGCUCCACCCCCCGGUGCAGACUACACACUGACACCUGUUCUCCACUCAGUGUCAGUGACAGCGAGCUCUGCUCUACAUCUGUGUCUAAAUCAGAGCACCAGCCUCUGUCUGCCACCUGGGCCGACAGUCCACCUCAUCUGCAGGAGACAAUGGAGUAAUUUGUUUUGUUUGUUUUUUACGCACGAGAAGUUCUGAAUGAAGCAGGAAACACCAAAGUUAUUUGUGUGAACAGACAAAAAGGACGAGUGUGGGAGGACAUCUGACUUCAGUUUGUUUUGUUUUGUUUGUAGAGGAUGUAGAGCUUUAAGGAUAAACAAAGGACAGUACGUGUUGACAUUUAGAAUACAAGCUGAACGCAUACGUUUGACAUCAUGUCCAAGAGCGGUCAGGACAAGGAUCCAGAUAUUGAACUGUUUGUCAAGGCCGGCAGUGAUGGGGAGAGCAUCGGGAACUGUCCCUUUUCUCAGCGUCUCUUCAUGAUCCUCUGGCUGAAAGGAGUCGUGUUCAACGUCACCACUGUUGACCUCAAGAGAAAACCGGCAGAUCUUCACGAUCUGGCCCCAGGGACACACCCGCCCUUCAUCACCUUCGACGGCGAGGUCAAAACAGACAUCAACAAGAUCGAGGAGUUUCUGGAGGAUAUGCUCUGCCCCCCGAGGUAUCCCAAACUGGCUGCCAAGCAGAGAGAGUCCAACACAGCUGGAAAUGACAUCUUCGCCAAGUUCUCAGCCUACAUCAAGAACACCAAGCUGGAGGCCAAUGCUGCUUUAGAGAAGGGUUUAACCAAAUCACUGCUGAAGCUGAACGACUAUCUGAACAGUCCCCUGCCAGAGGAGAUUGAUGCAAACAGUAUGGAAGAAGAGAAGGGAUCGAACCGAAGCUUCCUGGAUGGAAAUGAACUCACGCUUGCAGACUGCAACCUGCUGCCUAAACUACACAUAGUCAAGGUUGUUGCUAAGAAGUACCGCAACUACGAGAUCCCCACGGAGAUGACGGGCGUGUGGAGGUAUCUGAAAAACGCCUACAAACGGGACGAAUUCACCAACACCUGCGCCGCCGACGGCGAGAUUGAGACCGCCUACAAAGAAGUAGCAAAGCGGCUGGCCAAGUGACCCAAACACGUAAACAACAAGCAAGGCAUCACAAGAAACACUGUUGUCUCAGUGACGCUCACACUGUCGUCGUUCAAUUCCAUACAGCCUUUAACCCCACGUAUCCCAAACGCACAGACAAGAAGUACACACAGAAAACGAUCGACCACGUAAAAGAAUCAUUUUGCUGCUGCGAAACUGCUGUUGUAACCAGUUUUUCUCAGACGUGAUUGUGUCUGUCUGUGGUCAUUUCUCCAAAUACAAGGCUCCCUUUCAUACAUUCUCUUUUGGCCCACACAGCCAAACAUUUUACUAGCUGCUGAUGUCAGGGUAGUUCACUUUAUUUAUUCCUAAGCCCACAGAAGUCUAGUCUGACUCCAGUGUUUAUUGUCGUGCUCUGGCUCCUGGGGAGACACCUUUGAUUCCCGUAUGAUUGAUGCUCCCGAUUGUUUGAAAUCCUCACAUCCACUCUGAUUGUCAUCCAUCACUGUAGGUGUUUGCUGUAGCUGUGUUGUUAAGCCUUCCUUAAAAGACUCACUCCUGCUUCAAAGAGUUUGGUUGAUCUGUGAAAAAAAGAAAAAAAGACGUGCUCGAGUAAUCCGCUUAAAAGUCAAAUGUGCCUUUACCAAUGUGAAAAAUGUAUCGCAGCCAGAACGGAGACGCUUGAUUUGCUCCUAGCUGUUUGUGUUUAGUUGGUAUUGAUUUCGUCCUGUGUUGCAGAUGAAAUUAUGAAUGGAGAGGGUAUUUACUCAGCAGCCCCAAUCAGGCCUGAUUAGCUGUAGACGCAUUAGCGCCGCGAUGAAAAGCCUCUCCCAGGCCAGGUCCACCACGGUCAGGAGGCCUGCCCUCCAGCUCUUCAUCAAAGACACAUUUCCUCUCCUCCGAGGAGUCCAUCAACCUCCACGGCCCGAGAGUCGAAGUUCAAAAGUUUCGCUAGGACGUGGUUGAAGUAUCGGAAAGAUGGAAAUUUUUUUGGGGGAGCUUAUCGUCUUUGGCGUAGCGUCAGGCUGCAACUACAACAAGACUUCCUUCGAGAACCAUGCGGCUCUUGUGUGGUUUGGACAAACGUAUGAAAUGAAAUUGGAGCAUGAUGAGUGAGGGCCUUGCUCAUGGCAAAGCUCUACAAAUAAAAUAAUAUUUUCACAGA
Molecule: messenger RNA, 2489 nt
Organism: Cynoglossus semilaevis (tongue sole)
Lineage: Eukaryota; Metazoa; Chordata; Actinopteri; Pleuronectiformes; Cynoglossidae
Gene: clic5b
Product: chloride intracellular channel 5b
Exons: 6
Coding region: 623-1363 (246 amino acids)
Source: RefSeq, a predicted model, not a curated record